AUGUCAACAAGCAUCCUCCAACGAGACGAGGCGCUCCCUCCCGACGAGGACAUCGGUCCCGCCUCCGUUGCAACCGCGGCCGUCCUUACCGCACUUAUGAUCAUCACCACCAGUGCUCGAAUAUGGGUUCGAGCAGCGAAUCGAAAGCUUGGCUGGGACGACUGGACGAUUCUCAUAGCGAGUGGGGUCUCGAUUGUACGGUUUGCGUUCGUGGUCAAGCAACAACAGUACGGCAACGGCAGACACCGCGUCUAUCUCAGCGACUAUGACUACAUGAUGAUCAACAUGUACGGGUGGUGGGGUCAGAUUCUGCUAUUCCUCGCAGUAGCCUUUCUGAAGGUGUCGAUCUGUCUCCUUAUUUUGCGGAUCAAAGACACCAAAGUCCUAAAGAUCCUGCUAUACACGAUCAUGGGAGGAGUCUUGGUUUCGAACUUUGGAGUGGUCAUUAUUUUGGUUGCGGAAUGUCAGCCUGCGGGUUUCUGGCGAGGGAAGUCUGCAAAAUGUUGGCCAACACAGAUUCGAAUUUACUCGAUUUGGGCUACAAUCGGGGCAUACUGCAUUGCCGGAAUCUGGUCAAACCUCGAGCUCUUCCUGGGCAUCAUCGCAGCGAACCUGGCCCUCUCGCGGUCGAUAUGGGUCCAUUUCUUCGGGAGCAACGACUCCCACGCGAUCCCUGGCUCAACCGGCCGUUCAAAUCCCACCGAGUCGGGUUAUGUCAACAGCAAACUCCGAGGCGACCAGUUCGAAGUGCCAUCGACAAUGCCUGGUAUCCAGAAAAAGACGGAAUUCUGGUGGACGGAGGACGAUGAAAGCCAGUCACAAACGCCGUUCAAGAGGUGA
Molecule: messenger RNA, 840 nt
Organism: Colletotrichum chrysophilum
Lineage: Eukaryota; Fungi; Ascomycota; Sordariomycetes; Glomerellales; Glomerellaceae
Exons: 3
Coding region: 1-840 (279 amino acids)
Source: RefSeq, a predicted model, not a curated record